This is a messenger RNA of Lingula anatina, 2110 nucleotides long. RefSeq lists its product as uncharacterized. The record is from RefSeq and is a predicted model, not a curated record. Gene Ontology annotation, cellular component: nucleus. Gene Ontology annotation, molecular function: ATP binding; ATP hydrolysis activity. NCBI's taxonomy places the organism in Eukaryota, Metazoa, Brachiopoda, Lingulata, Lingulida, Lingulidae.
AUGCUGUUUUUAUAUUCCAGAGCUCGCUUAUUCCUCAUAUCCACCAGAGCUGGUUCUUUGGGGAUAAAUUUAAUUGGUGCUAACCGAGUGAUCCUUUUUGAUGCCUCUUGGAACCCCUCUCAUGACGUCCAGUCUAUAUUCAGAGUGUACAGGUUUGGCCAGACCAAGCCAUGUUAUGUGUACAGAUUCUUAGCUCAGGGCACAAUGGAAGAAAAGAUCUACGAGCGUCAAGUGACAAAACUGUCAUUGUCCCAGCGUGUUGUGGACGAGCAUCAGAUUGACCGCCAUUUCACAGCACAGGAUCUUCAGGAGUUGUACAAUUUUAAGCCUGAUCUUCUGGAUGACCCUGACAGGGUUGAGAGACCCACUCCAGCUUUACCUAAGGAUCGAGUCCUGGCUGAGUUACUGACAAGUCACAAAGAUUGGAUCGUCCAGAUUCUGGAGCAUGACUCUCUCCUUGAAAACAAGAUAGAUCAGACACUUACAGAGGAGGAGCGCAAAGCAGCCUGGGAAGAGUACGAAAAUGAGAAGAAAGGAAUACGGAGAGAGAUGUCUUCGUUUUAUGGCCCAGGUGCUUCUGGUAGUGUGGGUCCCAUCCAGUACAGUCCUGCAGUAUUGGCCUUGUAUCAGAGCCUGUGUAUCCAGAUGCCAAGUCUAGCUGUCAUGGUGAAACCCAUCAUAGAGAGUAACCCUCGGAUCACAGCGGCAGAGCUGCAGAUCAAGAUACAAGGCCUGCUUAGGUACCAACAAGUUACACAGCAAAUGCAGAAGGAGACCCUGGAAAAGCAGCAGCAGCAGGCGUACCAACAAUACCAGCAGCUUCAGAGGCAGCGACAGCUGCAGGAGAACGUCGUUCAGAUGGCGCGCCAACGCCAGGCCUUGUAUGAAAAAUUUGCAAGUUCUGGAGGAUCGCGACCAUGAGGAGAUAAAAUAUAGAGAGUGACACUGCAGUGACUGAUUUACAUCCUACGUAAGGUUGGAAACGUGUCCAGAGUCUAUCACUUAAAUGUUGGGACCCGUGACAACGUUCACAAAGUUACCUGUGACGGCGAAAAAAAUGUCUGGGGGGCUUGCAAUGGAUUUCUCGUUGUUCACACAUUUUGUAGCCUCUGCACUCUAUUUUUUGUAACUUUUCGAAUAAUUCUGUGAACAGAUGCACCCUGUCGAAUAGUCGCUCACUGCUUUUUGUUGCGUUCAUAUCCUGAACUUUACGGUAUAUUAUGUACUCAGAAGCACCAGAAAUGUCUAACUAGGCUCUUUUUAGUCUCUGGUGGGCUUUAUACAGUUUAUUUUACUCACUGAUCUUCAAUGUUUUGUUGUCAGUCAUAUAAGUUUCUUUUAUGAAAACACUACAUGUUUUUAUUUGUAAGAGGUAGUCGUUUGCACACAGGCUGAAGCAGUGUAAACAAGGAUAAGUAAAACUGCCACUUACUGCCAGAAGUUGAGCCAAUACGGCCAAAGCGUUGUUAAUUCUCGACACGCAGACGUGAGAAGUACAGGAAAAAUCCGUUCAUCCUCAGAUUUUUAUGAAAUUUAUUGUUCCCUACUAUAAUAAAUACCAAUUUUGGAAUGGAAAUCCCAGUACAUCGCCAAUUCGGUAUCAGGGUAUGUAUGCACACUAUCUGUUGUGCAAGAAAUAUGCGUUGUCAGCCAAUAUGCAGAAUUCAACUUCUCAACAUUGGUAUUUUUAAAGGAAGUAAAACGAAUAUAAGAAAGGAACAUCUUUAAAGUAUAGGGGGCAUAGUUAUAUAUCAAAGUGAGUAGAAUUUUAUUUGUUACUAUUAAAUGUUCCUCAUUCUGUACUCGGAAACUGUUUAAGUUAAACUAAAACGGCGAAGUGGUGCGAGAGAAAUAUGGAAAAUGCUAUUGGAUGUAGGCCUUUGAAGGCGUUUAAAAAAGGGUGGAAGUUUGCGUUAGAGGAAAUAUUUCGAAAUGCUCAAAAUUUACGCAAGUCAAAAUUAGCCUUUAAGAAAUGAUGUAUUAGAGUUUAAGAUGUCUUGCCGUCGUAUCUGCCGACUUGGUGACAUACUUGUCAUGCUUUAUACAUUUUACAUGUGUAUUUAUACCUGUAUUGGACGUAUAUAAAAAAUAUAAAUCCAGUAAAUAUUUG